Molecule: messenger RNA, 3975 nt
Organism: Seminavis robusta
Lineage: Eukaryota; Bacillariophyta; Bacillariophyceae; Naviculales; Naviculaceae
Source: the annotation of a GenBank genome assembly
AUGAACUCUGAGGGCGUCCUCUCGGUGGAAGAGCUGUCAGAGCCACAGCUUCGACGCCUCGUGGCGAUUCUGCAAAUAUCUCAUCCAGACGCUAUCGCCUCUGCGAUGCUGUUGUUGGACGCCAGCAGCCCCAAAGAAGGCAACAGUGCAGCUGAAGAGAAAAAAGAAAAUUCUUUUGAUGCUACCAGUGAGUCGUCUUUGGAGAAACAAGAAACAUUGAACUCAGAAGGUGCCAGUCCCACCAAAGGAGAUCCCGACUCCAAAUUGAACAAGGAGGGUGAAACAGCACCAGAGAUUGGCAGCUUUGAAAAAAACGCAGUGGACAGGUCGUCUGUAGAAUUCACAGAGAGCGCUUCGCAGGAAGGGUUCGAAAUCACCGAAACGAAGCAGCCAGAACAAGGAACUCUCGGUGGUUCUACCAAGGCAAAAGUCGUACCUCCCGAUGAUGGAGCAUGUGCUGCUCCAGUAGAUCCAACAACAAAGCCAUCGGAUAAAGUUGAAAAUCCACCAGCUGUCUCUGAUGACGAAACUGCUGAAUCAAAAGUCGAAGAUGAUCCCAAAAAGUCCGAUCCAGCUGAUGUUCCGAAACUUGAGAUAGAUGAGGCUGAGACUGAAACUGAAAAACAAUCUGCUUCUGUUGAUCCGGAGACGGCAGUGACUUCCGUGGUUGAAGAGUCUUCAAGAGCUGACGCAGAGAGCAAAAUAUCAGGUGAUGAUACAGAGCUGCCAGGAAGUGAACCAGAGGGGCAGUCUACUGCUGAAAAUCCCGAUUCGAGGGGUCCGCCCACCGUUGAUAUCGAAGCUUCCACCACUGCAUUAGAAAACCAAUCCGCUCCUGUUGACACCAAACCAACAAGUGCCGAACAGGAGAUACAACCGACCAGUUUGGAUCCAGUGUCAUCGAGCACUACAGCAGAGGAACAGUCAACUACGGGAGACCUAGCACCGUCAUCGCAGCCGUCAGCCGACGUUGCUGCACCUUCAGAAGAACCUGCAUCGGUUUCUGAAGCAGUUGCACCGGCCUCUGGGGAAUCUAAGAAAAAGAAGAAGCGACCACCUGGGAAGAAGAGACCACCACAGCCGAAGCGAGAUACUCCCGAAGCAACCCCCAAACAAACCGACAACGCUAUGGAGGAAGAAACACCAGAAGAGGCUGCUGCUGCAAUUUCUGUCGUGGAGACAAAGAAAGAACCAGAAGAAUCUACAUCCAUGGAAGUUGAGACUGCUGAAAGCCCUCCAGUGGAGACGAAGAAAGAACCGGAGGAAUCUAAGGCCGCAGAAGUUGAGACUGCUGAAAGUUCUACGGUGGUUGCAAGGAAAGAGUUGGAGGAAUCUACAGCAGUGGAAGUGGAGGCUACUGAAAGACCAUUGGAAUCUAAGGCCGCAGCAGUGGAGACUGCUGAAAGUCCCCCAGUGGAGACAAAGAAAGGCCCCGAGGAUUCCAAAUCCACGGAGCUUGAGAUUGCGACAACUCAUCCAGUGGACACAAAGAAAGACCCCGAGGAUUCCAAAACCACCGAGCUUGAGACUGCGGCAACUCCUCCAGUGGAGACAAAAGAGCCGGAGGAAUUUAAUGCAGUGGAAGUGGAGGCUGCUGAAAGUCCUCCAGUGGAGACAAAGAAAGACCCCGAGGAUUCCAAAUCCAUGGAGCUUGACAUUGCGACAACUCCUGCAGUGGAGACAAAAGAGCCGGAGGAAUCUAAAGCAGUGGAAGUCGAGAUUGCUGAAGGUCCUCCAGUGGUCACAAAGAAUGAACCAGAGGAAUCUAAAGCAGUGGAAGUGGAGGCUGCUGAAAGUCCUGCAGUGGAGAAAAAGAAAGAACCCGAGGAUUCCAAAUCCACGGAGCUUGAGAUUGUGACAACUCCUUCAGUAGACACAAAGAAAGAACCGGAGGAAUCUAAAGCAGUGGAAGUGGAGGCUGCUGAAAGUCCUCCAGUGGAGACAAAGAAAGACCCCGAGGAUUCCAAAUCCACCGAGCUUGAGAUUGCGGCAACUCCUCCAGUGGAGACAAAGAAAGAAACCGAGGAAUCUAAAGCAGUGGAAGUGGAGGCUGUGGCAAGUCCUCCAGUUGAGAUAAAGAAAGAACCCGAGGAUUCCAAAUCCACAGAGCUUGAGAUUGCGACUGCUCAUACAGUGGAGUCAAAGAAAGACCCCGACGAUUCUAGAGCCACGGAAGUUGUCCCAAAUAAAGUUUUCCGCGUGGCCCCUGAUCCGCCGGAUUGUACACGCCCGGAGCCUCGACGGGAACUGCAGGAAUCAGUUCCAAGGAGAACAUCUUCGUUCGAUCCUCCCGAUCACAAUGAGGUCAGGGCCAUGAAAAAGGCGUAUGAGUCAAUCCCAGCAGCAGAAUCAGUAUCGGAUACAAUUGCUGAAAGUGCGGUUACCGAGGCAGAAUCUCCUCCUCCUUCAAGGACGAAUGAUCCCGAGUAUGACGCUGAACCGACACCGCCUUCCCAGACAGAACAGCCGUUCCAGGCGGAACAACCAGAAGCAACACCAUCUGAUGAAACAACUGACGAAAAGCCGAGAAAGAGACCUCCUGGCAAAAAGAGGCCACCAGGCAAAAGGCGGGAUGAACACAGCGAAGCCGAGGCGCAAACAAGCUCGCCAUCUAGCAACAAUGAACCAACGAAUACUGACGACGACAAUCAACGGAAUGACGGCAACAAUGCUGAAGCGAUUAGCCCAUCUGGUCACACGGAUCCACCUCCUGGAAACAGAAAUGACAACGCACAGGCACGAGGCAGUAUAGCACACGAAGUAAUCGCUUGGCAGUCGGAUAUCAAGGACGUUGAAACAGACGAUUCGCACUUCUUCGACGGCUAUGCUUCGACCACUCGUCACGAAGAUGUCUCAGCUGACGCAUCGUCCGAAGCCGGGUGCUAUUUAGUGUUUGAUUCGGAGGGAGGGGGCAAACUGGUACUUUACUACAGUAAGACAAGGAUUGCCCAUGCUAUUGGCUUCUACGCUCCAGGGCCGGGAUACGUUAUUCAGGGAUUUAAAUUCGCAAAAAACCAUGGCAAGGUUGAAUUGAUAAAGAACUGUGCCUCAGGGCUAACUGGGAGAAAGAACUACUACUCAGGAUGGUGUCAGUAUCUGCGGUCGGCCAAGGACUUGAAUGCGACCGUGUGGAUCUAUCCCCCAGUGGAAGGGAAGGGUCUGGCAGUUGACAUCUAUGUGUUCUUGAGGGCGUCAUUGCCGAUAUCAUCAGUCCUUUUACCCGAGAAUACCCCUUGCUGCAUUUCCGAGGUGGAAGCUGUCGCAUGCUUGCCAAAACAUGCCCAAUUCAUUGCCAACGUACGUGUCGCAUUGAGCAAAUGGAUGGAGAUGGCCAACGCGGUCGGUACAACAAUCCAAAUAUCUGAUGGCAAAAAGCCAAUUCCCAGCACGGAAGGACUCUUCAUUCCAGGCACAUCUCAGUCUCCCAAACACGACGUGCCACCCUUGUCCUCGAAUACACAAGAGACAAUGGAGAAUGCGGGGUGCUAUCUGGUUUUCGAUUCAGAAGGAGGUGGCAAACUGAUUCAGCAUUACAGCAAGACACCGGUUCCUGAGGCCAUUGGAUUCUUUGCACCUGGGCCUGGCCAACGCAUCCCUGGUUUCAAGUUCAAAAGCAACCAAGGACGCGCGGAAUUGAUUGGGAAUUGUUCUGGAGGAGUGGUUGGACGCAAAAAUUACUAUAGCGGGUGGUGCCAAUUUGUUCGAGCAGCGAAAUCAAUGCAAGGGUCAUUGCGGCUUUUUUCGAGACCAGUAGGCCAGUCCGGAUUAGACGUGGACAUCUAUUCCUACACUAACAACCCUCCAGCAGGGGAACACCAAACAGUCAAGAUGCAAGAGAACAUCAUAUACAAUAUCAACAAUAUCAAUGCAGUGGCAUGUCUCCCGAAGCACGCCGAGUUCUUUGAAGGGCUCACAAUGGACCCGACGCGAUGGGUUGAGGAAGGAAGCAAAGUCGGUGCUACUAUUCAAUUGUAG